Argentina anserina (silverweed cinquefoil) is the source of this 1545-nucleotide messenger RNA. Its product is annotated as stemmadenine O-acetyltransferase-like. The transcript has a single exon. The record is from RefSeq and is a predicted model, not a curated record. Lineage: Eukaryota; Viridiplantae; Streptophyta; Magnoliopsida; Rosales; Rosaceae. Bases 110 to 1441 code for a protein of 443 amino acids.
UUUGAUUUGGCCAUUAAUUAUUGGCACCCUGAUGACUUACAGUUUGCUCUCUAUUUUUAUAUGGGGUGUUCAGCUAUACGUUAUGAAAGAGAGGUAGUAAAGCUACAAGAUGAGCUUAGAGGUGAAAGUUGAAGUUUUUCACAAUGAAAGAAUUACACCCUCCUUUUUAACUCCUCACCACCUUAAAAGUUUCAGCAUCUCAAUUUUGGAUCAGUUUUCUCCUUCAAUUCAUUUCCCCGUGAUUCUCUUCUAUCCCAACACUAAUGAUAUUCAUGAGGUCAAUAAUAUUGAUCAUCAAUGUCUGGUUGUUGAAAGAACCAAGCUUCUGAAAAGAUCACUGUCUGAAACUCUAUCUCGCUUCUACCCCUUUGCGGGAAGGAUCCAGGGUCAAGCUUUAGUCUGUUGCAAUGACAAGGGAGCUAUGUUUCUUGAAGCUCAAGUCAACUGUCCCAUGUCAAGGGCUCUGGACAAUCCCGAUCUUGGUUUUGUAAAAGAGUUGCUACCUAAUUUACAAUAUGCUGAAGGAGACUCUGGCCAUGAUCUGCUACUAGUCCAGGCCAAUUGCUUUGAAUGCGGUGGAAUAGCGAUCGGGUUCAACAUUUCACAUAAGAUCAUUGAUGCCUUCACACUUAGCACAUUCCUCAACAGUUGGUCUGCAACUUGCCAUGGUCUGCAACUUCCUCCGCAUCAAUAUGUUGGUGUAGCUUCUCGUUUCCCCGGACUGCAGUCGUUCAAGCCACAGCUACGAGUUCUGAAGAUUUCUACAGAAAGGUGUAUAACAAGGAGACUUCUGUUUGAAUCUUCAAAGAUCGAGUCUCUAAAGACCAAAGCUGCAAGUGCUGCCGUGCAAAACCCUACUCGAGUUGAAGUUGUGUCAGCACUGAUAUGGAAAUGUGCGAUGAAGGCAUCAACUUCAAACUCGGAUUCUGCUAGACCAUCAUCUUCUGCAUGGCUGCAAACUGUGAACAUGCGGAAAAUAUUGGCUCAACCUUCUGUGGAGAACUUGAUGGGGAACCUUUUGGGGUUCUUUCCAGCAAUAUCAAGGAAAGAGGAAGGUGAGGUUGAUUUUCAAGGCUUGGUUGCUGCAAUGAGGAAGGGAUUCGAGGAACUUAAGGUGAAGUUUGGUACUGACGGUAUUGGGGUGGACGAUGUAAGUAGACACCUGCAAGAGUAUGGAGAAUUGUUGCAGAAGGAUGAUUUAGAGUGUUAUUGCUCUACCAGUUGGUGCAGGUUGCCAUUUCAUGAAACUAAUUUUGGAUGGGGGAAGCCAUUGAUUAGUUGUCCUGCAAUGGUAGAUCUCAAGAAUUUGACUACGUUGAUGGAUACCAGUGAUGGGAGUGGCAUAGCAGCGCGCGUGACUUUGAAAGAAGACGACAUGGCCAUAUUCGAAAACAAUGAAGAGCUGCUUGCAUAUGCUUCUGUAAAUCCCGGUGUCGUAUAGGACUACAGGCUACAACAAGAAGCCUCUCUUUUGUGCUUCUUAGAUGAUGUUUCAAACUUUCAAUUAUGUUUGUCUGUGACAUUACUUUAUGAAAUAAAUAUUUC